Messenger RNA from Arctia plantaginis, 9093 nucleotides. Lineage: Eukaryota; Metazoa; Arthropoda; Insecta; Lepidoptera; Erebidae. The record is from the annotation of a GenBank genome assembly.
AUGGAGUGCUGUAAAGAUAUGGGUGUUCAGAAGAGACAUAGUCAGUUUAGCGACACGAAGUAUAAGUGGAGGACAGUGUCAGUGUUCAUCAUAACGGUUUUCUAUUGCUUUUGUGGGUGUAAAGGACAGGAGUCGUUCGGAGGGGCAGACCCUUAUCUUCUAAACAAGUCGUUAGGAUUGACGGAAUUGCCGGGUGGUGUGUUAACCGGCGGCCGUACUGUAUGGAAACCGGAUAGUAGCCCAUACUUGUUGCGGGACGACCUGCUGAUUGAGAGAGAUGCAGAGCUUGUGAUAGAGCCGGGAGUGGAGGUGCGAUUCGCUCCUAUGAUCGGGAUUACAGUGCGCGGGAGACUUACAGCAGUGGGUAGCAGUCAGAACCUUAUAACAUUUACGAGUACAGAAGAGCCCGUCAAACCAUCCAGACCUAUACCAGAUAUACGCCUGGUAGAUGGACCGUCUAUUUUGGUCGGAAGAGUACAGCUAUUACAUCGUGGACAGUGGAGAUCAGUCUGUACAAAUUCCAGAAACUGGACGUUGAAUGAUAUGGAAACAGCAUGCAGGCAGCUUGGCUUCAUGGGUGGUUCUUUUUAUAACUGGAUGGAUAGACAGCCCGGUAGACGAUCGAGGCUCUUGUUCGAAGAACCGAAAUGUAAAGGAACAGAAUAUGAUUUAUUUCAAUGUGAUUGGAAUUCCAGACAACUUGGUUCAGGCGUUUGCGAUUUUCACCCAGACCUUGCUAUCGAAUGUUCCCCACACCAUGACGUUAAUGAACAAGGGGGAUCCGGACGCCAUUGGAGGGGUGUACGCUUCGAAAACGCUGUUCACGAAAGAAUUCUGACUGCAGGGAAUACUCUUUUUGUUCCAACAUCGAUGUCUAGACUCGAGCAUAUCGUUAUAAAAAACGCAGGUCUUGGAAGAGAUAAUAAUGCUACAAGUGCCUUAGAUAUAAUAGGUGUUCCACCAGUGAUGGAAGACAUAGAAGUAUCAAAUUCCGCCUUCAACGCUAUAAACGUCACGUCACCCAACGCUCCUAUAUCAAUCAACAAUUGCACAAUACAAAACAAUAGAGGAUACGGUGUAUAUGUCAAUUCUACAUUUGGCAUGGCAAGAAUUGAGAACUGUUUGAUUCACGAUAAUGGUGGAGACGGAGUUAAAUAUGUGGUGCACGAAAUGAAUAUGGACGAAAGAUUCGAUAGAAGCGAAAUAUUUGACUUGUGUACUUUAGCAUCUACAUCCAGUCAGACAUUCCCAAUUCAAAUGUCUAUCGAACAGUCGAGAUAUUCAAACAUGGAGAGAGAUUGCCAUCAAAAAUUCUUUACCAGAACUGACCACGUUCUAACUUUAACAUUUAUUAAGCUUUUGACUAAUGAAAAUAAUACAGGAGAGAUAUUUAUCUAUGACGGCUUAAGCACUGACGAUAGACUUAUACUAUCGUUUAGUAUUAGAAAUCACACUCGACCGCAAAGCAUUACAUCAACAAUGAACCGCAUGUACGUGAGAUUUCGAGCGAACACGAGGACAGAUAUUACAGGAUUUCUGAGACUGACAUCAGGUGUAACAAAAACGUAUGAUUUGAAUGUCACUGAUACAAUUAUAUCUGACAAUAAUGGUAGAGGAGUGGUUAUAGAGAAUUUAAGAUCACAGAUUCACAUUCAUCGUACUUCAAUAUCUAAUAACAAUCAUGUCGCUGGACUUCAAGUAGUUAGCGGUGCAGGAGACGUAAAUGUCACUGAAAGUAGAAUAUCAUUUAAUCAAGGCGACGGGAUUAAUAUUACUGUUACAGGAGGAAAUAGAAAUAUAUCACGAAGUAUAUUAAGCUCCAAUCAAGGUUAUGGCAUCGCUGUUUGGGUCAAUACUACUCAAGAGACUGAAUAUGUUCCAGUAAACCAAACAACUGUAGUUGAGUAUUCUGAAAUCUUUAAGAAUUUGGAUGUUGGUAUACUGCAUGGAAACUAUUGCGGUGACAGUUGGGUUAAUAUAACGGGUAAUUGGUUCAAUACCAGUCUGGAAAGCACUGUAGAGAUAUCAACUUGCUGGAGGCUGAAUAGUCCUAACAAGCUACUUUAUUUGCAAAUAGGUCACAACAGAUUUUAUGAAAACCAAAAAGUUCCCCUAAAAAUCCAACCGGCACUCAAUGUAUUCGGGAGAAUAGAACACAAUUACUUUGAACAUGGUAAUCAUGGUGCUAUCGUGAUUUUGAAUAGAAUAGAUGGAAUUUUCUUGGAAGAAUUUGAAAUAUUACCUGCUAGAUUUAAUAUACAACAUAAUUAUUUUUUUGGUAAUAGGGGGCCUUUUGUGGUAAGCCUUGGCCUGUCUCCUUACAGUAACCUCCAAUACAUUCUCUUCACGAGAAAUUUUCUACGUGACAAUAGAAUACGAGAACCAUUUGAGCCCUUGGAGGGCAUAUCGUCAAGACUUAUACCAAGAAGUAGAGUAGCUGCAGUGAUUGUGCUGGCAUCAAGCAACAUUGACGUUUUUAGAAAUAUUAUUAAUAAUCCGGAAGCUCAAUAUGAAAUAGGUUCCCAUGUUGAAGAUCAGAGCAAAAUAUUGAACUGUACUUUUAAUUGGCUGGGAUUUGGUGAAGAAGAAAAGGUUUACAACAGACUUUUCCACAGGAAAGAUAGAUAUAAUUUGGCGAAAAUUAUAUACAUUCCAUAUUUAUUGCAUAGCAGUAAUCCCGGGGCUACGCAAAUUAAUUUUAAUUCACUUUAUGUACCUCAGUUUAAUAUGCCUGGAUCAUUUGUUGUUGGAGGUGAAGUUGAAGGUAUAGAAAUACUUCGACAAGGAGAAUAUGACGUCAACAAAGAUAUUAAUAUUCGUCCCGGUGGAAAACUAGUUCUGCAAUCGGGAGUAACCUUAAAAUUUCCACCUGCCAUAGGAAUAAUGGUUGCUGGUAGAUUGGACGCAAGAGGCAAGCGACCUAGUGAUAUUACUUUUACUUUAAAAGAGGAAAUUGUUAUGACAAAUGAUAGUGUUUAUGAAACAGACUUUGAACCAACUACACCUGGGUACGCGGAACCUAUUGUACCCAUACGAUUAUUAGGUGGAAGAACACAACAUGAAGGAAGGCUACAGGUUAGAAUAGACGAUAAGUGGGGAACUGUGUGCAAUUAUAGAUGGAAUAUCUUGAACGCUGCUCUUGUCUGCAACCAACUAGGACUUGCUCUGAAUCCAGAUGAUUGGUUUUUAGAACCUAAUGAAAUCCCCGAUGCAGGAACCGCAGAAGAUAUCAUAUUAUCGAAUGUUGAAUGUACAGAAUUUGAUAAUGAUAUUACAAGAUGCAGAGCAGAAACUAGGGAGCACUUCGAAAAUUCUUGUACGCACGAAAAUGAUGUCGGAAUCAGAUGUUAUGAAACUAGUUGGGCUGGAGUUAGAUUUAGUGUUAUUUCUGAAAGAGCUGACUUACAAUAUGUCACAAUAGAAAAAGCUGGCCUUCUAGAUUAUUCAUCAAAUCUUUUUAAACCCGCACUUCAAAUCGAUUUUGCCCGACAUAGUUUAGAAAGUGUUAAAAUAACUAAUAAUUACCAUGAUGGUUUAGGAAUUAUUUAUUCAGAUUUGUAUGGAGCAGAUGCGGUAAAUACUGUACGCAACUCUGAAUUUAGCAACAAUAAAGGUAGUGGUAUAAGUUUCAAGCAAUUAGGGCUUAAAGUAUACAGUUCUGUAAUUGAAAACAAUAACAUAGCUGGUAUUUCUCACAAUCCUCAUAUUCCUGGUGCACAACAAAGGGAAUUAGCAGGUUGGUUCAAUUUUGAUCCUGGAUUUAACAUAGAUGAAUCCAGUUUCCGCCCUAUAAUUAUACCUGAUUAUGAAACGGACAUAAGUUUAGUGAAUCUAGAAACUAGACACUUAGUUUUUAGAAACCGGCCUGGAGAAAACAUAUCAAAAACUUAUAAUAUUAGAUGUAAUCCAGGUUAUGUUCUUGGACUUCAGCUUUUGAAUCCCAUUCAUAAUUUUUCAACGGAAAAUAUUUGCAUAUAUGAUUCGCAAAAUAUAAAUGAAGCAAGUGUUCAAUGGUGUUUAGAUCGUGAUCUAUCGACUUUCCCAACCACAAGUACUAGUUUUGGAGUAGUACUCACAUAUGAGAGUGGAACUAAUGCUUUAGGUGGUGUUGUCCUUGUAGUUAGUACAAUAGCAGCCCCAGUACAAAAUCUUAGAAAUAGAAUCAUUAAGGGUCCUGUUCCAACACUACAAGUUGUAAAUUCAAAAAUAAAGGGUAAUACUAAAGGUGUAAAAGCUUUAUAUUACAAUCGGUUUUUAAAUGAAUUAGGUGAUCACUUUUUAAGAAAAGCUAAUGAGAGUAUCAAGCUUUUUAAUUGUGAAAUUGCAUAUAAUAAAGAAGAAGCUAUUUAUGUAAACACGCCUUUUUGGGACAUUCAUGAAAGUAACAUAACUGAAAUAACUAUUAUGGUGAACAGUAGUUUAAUUACUGAUAACGGCAGAGGAAUAUAUCAUUUUGCAAGAGAUUUAAGGAGCUCUAAUAAUUUGUAUCACUACAUCUUACAAGAUAAUACCUUAGAGAGGAAUAGACAAGGUGGAUUUGAUGUGAAUUUGCCGUAUGUUUGGCAGUAUAACGAGAAUUUCACUCAUUCCGUAUACAUGCAUAAUAAUACUUGGCGCAACAAUCAGUUCUUCGCUGUCGUUAUAGAUGGGCAUUUUGCAGAAGUUAACAUCACAAAGAACAUUUUCACUGACAACUAUUGUAAGACUGGUCUACUUUCAAUUCAAGGAAUGGAAAAGAAAAUGAUGAUCGAUGGCAACUUUAUUGAAAGGAAUAACGGACAAUUUAUGAUUAAAUUCCACAUGGAUAGUCAAAGUGAAAUCAUGGGACUUGUUUACGCCCUUUUUGUUUACAACCAAGUGAAGAAUAACAAGCAUGUUCUGUCUCAGAUGAGUCGAGGUAGUUUAAUAAGAAGUGUUGAUCCAACAUAUGUCAUAGGUUUUAAAGGGAUACAAAAAGUUAAAGUAAGCAGGAAUUUGCUUGGAAAUAACGCUUUGGAAUAUACUUUAUUAGCUGGCAUAAGGACUGCAAAGAUUAAUAAUUUACUAGAUGUAACAGAAAAUUGGUGGGGAACUACCCAAGACCAAGAAAUCAGGAAGCAAAUAUUUGAUUUUGAUGAUUGGAACAAUCACGCUAUCGCAACAUAUGUACCUUAUUUGCUUGAAGAUCGUAUAGAUGCCAGUAUAUCUGCAUCGUUCAUUUCAGAUAAUUUCAUAGAUGUAGAUGCGUUAGGAGGCAGAUUAACAUCUAAUUUCACCAUAGAAUCCAGAAUCGCGCCUUAUAUAGUCCGAACAGACAUUACUGUAAUGCCAGAUGUUGUAUUAACUAUUAGUCCAGGUGUUAUUCUUGAGUUCGCACCAAACGUUGGCAUAUUAGUUUUGGGAUAUCUUUACGCAAUAGGCCAUGGCCAAUCACCUAUAGUAAUGAGGCCCAUAACUCCAGAGACCAAUAUUGAAAUCGGUAGAAUGAAAAGAGAUCUUGGACAAUAUUCGUCUAGCCAUCAAAAGCAUAGGCGUCAAUUAGAGUCAUUGAGUCUUCCACACUCAAUUCGGCUGUGCACAAGCAGAAAUUGUUCUAUCACCGAUAAUGUAGCAGAGAAAAUAAAUGAGGGAUUUUUAGAAUAUUACAACAAAACUACACUGCAGUGGGUACCCAUGUGUGACAAUCGAUUUACUGAAAGAAAUGCUCAAGUAGUCUGCAGAGAGCUUGGAUUUGACCCCAUUAAUGUAUUUUUUGCACACGAUCGAAGAGUGGAAUAUCACAGUAAUUCACUCUCGCGAAUAUGGUCAUGGCCAGAGCCUUUGCAAUGUGUAGGCACCGAAGACCGAUACGAAAACUGCCCAAUCAGAUUAAAUGGGCAACUUUACGGUCAUAGACAUGAAUGCAAAUGGGAUUCUAAGUUCAUAUUUAUACAUUGUGGCAGUAGAAAUCUAGAUGAGAACCUUGAGUACUGGGGUGGUAUAAGAUUUGCACAUCCGGAAUUCGAAUAUUCCGUUUAUGAACAUCGAAUUCACGACCAUCACACUCAUGAAACUAUGAAAAAAUCAGAAAGUGAAUUACUUCAUGUUCAAAUAAUCGGUGCUGGUAUUCUACAUAAUGAAAAGUCACCUGCUAUUCAGAGCAUUAUUAAGAAUCCAAGAAUACAAAAUGUAAACAUUACAAAAUGUGCCCAUCAUGGCAUUAAUCUGAUUUCACCCACCGAUACUAUAAAUAUGAGAUUUAAUUAUGUACGAGACUUAUUAGGGGAAGGUGUCAAUGCCAUAUCAUUGAAUGGCGAAGGCAGAGAAUCUCACGAGUCGAGCUUUACACCACUGAAAGGUUUAAAUCUACCUUACCACUUGUUUUCGAUGAUCGACAUUUGCGAUAGUACUAAAAUGAUAACUGUUGAAGAGCGCGUAUUGCUAUACUACAAAUACGACAAUAACCCUAUAAAUUGCGUCAAGAUAUUUAAGAGCAUGUUCAGAGUAAAACCAUUUGGAUUUCGUUUGCUUCAAUUUAAUCUGUUUAAUCAUACAACAAGUUAUGGUAAACGAGACGCUCUGACUUUAUAUGAUGGCGAUAUUUAUAAUAUAACAGCGUCUGUGAUUGGAUACUUAGAGCACGGAUCGCCUGAUGAAAAGAUGCUUUUCAGGACACAGGGUCCGAGUUUAAGUAUUAGGCUAUUUGCAAAUGGGGCGUCGGCUGUACAUGGAUUUAUUGCAGAGAUUGUAACUUUGCCGAUAUCUGCUAUUGGUUUUAAUCGCGAUAUACAACAUAAUAUAUCCAGCAGUGAAUUUAUAAAUAACAGGGAAGGUGCUAUUACAUAUCAGUCCGUUGGUGAAGUCAAUCCGCUAGUAGCCAUAACUAGAAAUGAAAUAGUCGAAAACUGCAAAAAAUUGUACGGAAACUUUACUUCUUGUCAAUCCGCCGUUAGAUUCGACAUACAGAAUACACAAACAAUAGUGUUCAGGAACAAUUUAGUACGCAAUAAUGUAGGUGGAAUAUCGAUUAGAGCUGAUUCUAGUGGAAUCGCCACUUCGCUUCGAGGAUGGAUACAUAAUAAUCUAUUCUUAGAAAAUCACGACCUGCCAUGUCUUAAAGUAGAAGGUCGAAAGUCUUCAUCUUAUCAAGAAGUAACCAUCUAUCGGAACUACUUCACCCGUAACCAAGUGCAGUAUUAUGACGUAAUCGUAUUAAGACAAGUGGUUUCCAACUUCACGCACAACUAUGUUCAUGAUAACACCGGUAUGAGGAUCCUCGAAGUCUCAGGUUUUGAUCAAGUCCGGUUGCCGAUUUAUCAGACUACUUCACAUAAUGGAUUUUACAGAAAUUAUGCAACGGACCGCGAGGGGCGAGCUACUGUAGUUGCCGGCACUGCUGGCCAAAGUUACGUAGACAACAUUUUCUUUAACCCCGACAAUGAUUACGAGAUGAUUACCGUUAAUCGAUCAAUCUUUGUUGAAUAUAAUCCGAAUAUUCAAAGUGCAUUUGAACUUUGGCGGACUCGUAUCGACGCUAAGCACAACUUCUGGAGUUACAACGAGACCUCAGCAGUUGCAGGAAGAAUAAGGGACCAAAGUGAUAACCCUUUAUUGCUUGAGGUGGAUUUCAGACCAUUCUAUAUGAAUAACCAAACGGUAUUAGGUGGCGGGAAAUGUCCACCUGGAUGGGAUGUAAUAUCUGGAACAUGUUACAUGUAUGUAGGAGCACCCAUGACCUAUGAGGACGCGAGAAGAUUCUGUUUAUCGGAUAAUGCGUCAAUGCCCUUCGUGACCGGUAACUACGAGGUUCUAUACGAGUUCAUAAGUCGACAAAACCAGUGGUUCCAAUACGGCGAUAGGGUCUGGGUCAACCAUAUCGAUUAUGUGACGCAGUGCACGUCUUUCGCAUUCUCGAAUGUGGAAAUUACUGACUGCGAACAGAAGCAUGCUUUUAUUUGUGAGAUUGACCCAAGGAUUAUAAUUGACCCCAUGUCUUGGCAAGGGGAUACGUUAGCCGUGGCGUUUAUUGGCGUACUGUUAGUUAUGGUGCUGCUGGUAGGAGCUGCCCUCAUCUGCUGGUACUCUAAGUCCAAGCACAGACAUGUCCAAAGACUAGAGCGACGAAAUUCUAUACGGCAAUCGCUACACUCGGUUCGGUCCAUUGGCAGCAUCAACGGUGGGUUCCCUGACACACCGUACAGGAGGAAACUAAAUCAUCAAAUGAGUACCCGAUCUACCGACACUUUAACAAAAGGAUCAGACUAUAGGAAAAUGCUGGCAUCAACAGCAUCAAUGGAAUCAAUGGAAAAAAGCCAAUUUAACUCGUCACUAGAUGACAACCAAAGUUUUGAUAUCUACGAGGCUCACAACCCUAACACGAAUGUCAUGCCGCUCACACACAGCACAUUUGUAAAGAAACCGAUCACACCAGAAUACUCAAUACCCCAGCCGAGCAAUAAUAGACCUUAUAACAAUCUAGGCUUUAGAAACGAAGGUUACAGGGAGAACUCUGGAACAGCGAGCGGUGCACCGUCUAUAAACACGGUCGCGACUGAAGAAAUACCAAUUCUUCACCACCCUGAGGGCCUGCGGUCACCUCCAGAUGAAUAUGCUCUGUCUCCGCACAACGACAAUAAUCAAUACUUCACAUCAGACACGUUGCCCUUGCGGGAUAACGAUGAUACACUAAAAAGGGAUCGCAAGAUGUACGGGCCGUACGGCGCUCCGGCCAACAGCUACGGCGCGCAACCGAAACUGUCUUUUCUAAAGGAGUUAAGGUCUAAAAUGCCUGAGCAACCGCAGCCCGGAGCGAUACCGACCACUACCUUCGGACAGAGGAAUAAUAAUGCAGAUCAGCAACAGUAUUACGGCGACAACCUGCCGAGUCCGCCUCACCCGCCAGGUUAUUCUAACGCAUACGACAGCACUAUGUCAGAGAACAUACCGAGCUACGAGUCCAGUCCUCAAGAUCUAUCGAGAGAAUUCAACGACUCAUCACUGCCAGACUUUACUCACAGAUCUAAGUCUGAAGCUUUAUUGGAGACCAAUUUCGACUUAGAAGACUCAGAGAAUAGCCCCACUCCAUUAUCUGAAGCAAGUCGGUCACACAGUCAACCUUUAGAAACAUCGAUGUGA